AUGGCUACAAUAUCAAUUAACGGUACUACAAAACAAAAAGCACGUUUAGAUAUAGAUGGUUUCUCAUAUAUAAAAGAUCGCAUUACGAAUGAAAAAACAUAUUGGCGUUGUAUUAAUUAUUCUUCUCAAAAUUGUCACUCUCGUCUUCAUACAUGUAUUAUUACGAACAAUAUUAUGAAACCUGCUACUGAACUUAGUUGUAAAACUGAUGGUACAGCAAUUGAACUUCGUAAAUUUGACGAACAAAUCGUUUAUCGUGCGCUUAACACUUAA
Molecule: messenger RNA, 273 nt
Organism: Didymodactylos carnosus
Lineage: Eukaryota; Metazoa; Rotifera; Eurotatoria; Philodinida; Philodinidae
Source: the annotation of a GenBank genome assembly